Molecule: messenger RNA, 3213 nt
Organism: Pristis pectinata (smalltooth sawfish)
Lineage: Eukaryota; Metazoa; Chordata; Chondrichthyes; Rhinopristiformes; Pristidae
Gene: hycc1
Product: hyccin PI4KA lipid kinase complex subunit 1
Exons: 11
Coding region: 250-1776 (508 amino acids)
Biological process (GO): phosphatidylinositol phosphate biosynthetic process; protein localization to plasma membrane
Cellular component (GO): plasma membrane
Source: RefSeq, a predicted model, not a curated record
GCCCCUCUGCCCCUGAAGGAGCUGCCCGCUGUCGGCCGUUUAAUGUCGCUCCUCCACCACAGAAAGUUGUAUUACCGGCUGAUGCAGAGUUUGUGCUCGGUCGGUGACGACGAUCGGCAGGAGAGACCGAACUUCCCGGGCGGCCGGACGACCCCAGUGUCUCAGCGGGGCACCGGCACGUCCGCGGGACCAGGCAGUGCGAACAAAAGCGAGAGCCGCGGUUGAAUUAAGUGGAGCAAAUGUGAGAAGAUGCUGGCAGCAGACAAAGGGGUGGUGGAGGAAUGGCUCUCAGAAUUUAAGACAAUUCCUGAGACCUCCAUAUCCAGCUAUGCUUCAAGUUUAAAAUGCAAGAGUACUCUGGUUUCAGAGUUGUACACAGUCAUCAGUGAAUCACAUAGUGAGUUGCUGGAGCCAGUUUGCCACCAGUUGUUUGAAUUUUAUCGCAGUGGUGAGUUUGAACUGAAGAGAUUCACAUUACAGUUUCUUCCUGAACUCGUAUGGAGCUACCUUUCAGUCAUAUCAACACGGGACAUGCACAGUAGUGGCUGUAUUGAGGCUCUUCUCUUGGGCAUCUACAACUUGGAAAUUGUAGAUAAAGAUGGAUCCAGCAAAGUGCAAUCUUUUACUGUCCCAUCCCUAUCAAAGCCCUCAGUGUACCAUGAGCCUUCUAGUUUUGGUUCUAUGGCACUUACAGAAGGCGCUUUAUCUCGACAUGGCUUAACUAGAGUUGUAUAUACUGGACCUCAUUGUCAAAGGGAAACUUUUACAGCACAAAACAGGUUUGAAGUAUUGACAUACCUGUUGCUCUGUUACAAUGCGGCUUUACUCUACAUGCCUUCUCCUUCUCUACAGUCUCUGUGCCACAUGUGCUCCAGAGUAUGUGUUAGUGGGUAUCCAAGAAAGUUGCAGAAGAAAUAUGAAAAUGUCAAUAGCAGAAUACCAGUCUCUCCAGAGUUCAUGGUGCACAUGCUAACAGCUGUUUAUUAUGCUAUAUAUAACGGAGAAUGGGACCUGGCCUGCAAAGCACUGGAUGAUGUGUUGUACAGAGCACAAUUGGAAAUGUUUCCAGAACCUUUACUGGUUGGAAAUGCCAUCAAAAGUACAUUACCCCCUUCUGCCCUAAAAUCUUCUAAAGAUGCGCCACGUUGUAUUCAAGUAGAGAUAACUCCAACGUCAUCCAGAAUAUCUCGGAAUGCAGUCACAAGUUUAUCAAUACGAGGGCAUCGAUGGAAGAGGAAUGAAGCAACUGAUUUAAAAGUCCAGGAGGAACUCAUGAACAUUACUGAAGUAGAUGAAAGAUAUUAUUCCAAGGCUUCCAAUGUGGUUAUGGUAACUACUGGUAACAAGGUAUCUGCUGGAAAAUGCCAGUGGCAAUCAUUAGGUAGCAAAGCUGGCAAAGAAGUAGCAGAUGAAACCUGCCGGGAACACCUUGCUCGUAAACACCAGUCUCAAAGAGCUGUGAGUGAGAAUCUCGACCUUUUGUCCUUGAAAAGAUUGACUCUGACAAACAGCCAGUCCCUACCUAAGUCUGGAAGCCAGAGUCUGGCUAACACUUCUACAGUCCUCUUCAGUAAAUCAUUUGAACAGGUUAGUGGAGUCUUCAUUGGAGGUAGUCCAGCCAGUGCCACAAGUAGAAAUGUAGCAGAGUCAAACAGAUUUUCAGCCUGUAGUCUUCAGGAUGACGGACUUGUGUCAGAUCGUGAACUUCAAGCCUCCAUCACACAACAGAAGCAACAAUGUUCACAGAGUGUUAAUGUUCAUCUCUCAGAUGUGUAACGUUGCAAAAUGGACAUUAAAGAAAAUUUUGUAUUUUUUGUACGAAAUAUUUUUUGUCAUUUUUUUUUAUUGAGCAGAAAUAUUCAAUUUAUUAAUGUACCUGUGAAAACAUUGAACAAUGAAAAGGUAGAUGCAUAAUGUGUAUAUUAAUGAAUAUUUUAAUUUUGUUUGAACAUCUUUUGAAGAAUUAGCCAUUUUAGAAUAGUAAGUAACCUUGAAUUUCAUUGAAGAAUUGACCUUGUAAUUUUUUUGUUGUCAUCUGUUUAAUUAUUUCUACCACAUUUGAUUGCAUUGUGUUUUGAAGGGACAAAAAUACUAUAGUAUAGAAGGUGUGAGCUUUGAAGUUGCUACAUGUAGAAUUUUGAUAGGAACUUGAACUGGAUUUUGCAGUUUGCAUGUAUUUUGGACUUUCUGAUCUGUACACAUCUGCUUCAAUGAGUUUUUCAAAGACCUUUUUUUACAAACAAAUGCUGCUUUAAAUCAGUAAACUUAAACCUAUCCCUAAUUCUGAUAUCUCCGUGCAUUAACAAUUUCAAAACUUGAUUGUUAACCUCAAUGUGCCCCAGAAAUUAAAAAUGCUAACUUGUGGAACAAAUAAAAGACCUUGUUAGAAUUCUGCAAAAAUCAAUCCCAUUAUUGUAGUUCAAGCUGCCAUUUAAGUAUUCUGAGCAAAAAUGUUGGAGAAUAAAAUUAAGUGAAAUUAUUUGCCAAAAAAUACCUUCUGGUUUAUCUUCCUUUAUACAAAUUGCUGUAUAACUUGAGAAUUGUAUUCAAUUUCUCAAUUGUUUCAAUGUUUUUGCUCAGCAAUAUAGUUACUGAGAGAAACAAUAGGAAGAUUAAAAUGGAUUUUUUAACCUUGUAUAGUUUACUGAACCAUUAGUACCACUAGUCAUACUAUUGCUUUCAGCAGUUACUUGUGCACAGAAGUGGACUACAUGUUUUCAAAUUCCAUGAGUAUUUUUUUCUCUUUUUAAAGGAUCAUUGGACUCAGAGCAAAAAAAAAUUGGUCUUUUUCUCACUUUGCCCAAGCAAAUUGUGAUUAUGGUAAGAUAAUUUUAGCAAAGGCCAUGGGUCAUAACUAUGACUCGAUCCCUGUCAAGAUUCCAAUAAAGGAAUCGCAUAGAUGCCAAAGCGCAAGAACUUAAAUGAUUUACUAAAUGUCGUUACCUUUAUAGGAUAGAUGAAUAUAUUUGACACGUAAUUAGUUUUAACUGUAUUAUACUCUGAUUUUAGCUGGUACCUUUGUAUGUUAAUGUAUUAGUUCAGAGAUUUUAAUCAUGUUCUAUACUUUUGAUAAUUAAUGUACUCAAUUAUCUAUUUUAGUGGUUUAUUGUUCUGGUUUAGUUCCUGCUGUUUACAAUAAUUAGAGAAGCCAGUUGUAAAGACCUCAUGCAAAGUUCUAUGAAAUUUGAAGCCUGGAUUACAAAGGGAAAUUAA